AUGCCGCCUAAACCACCGAGCAAGCGCUACAAGAGUAGCCGCAGCUCUGGCUCAUUACGUGCUGGCUACACUGACAGCAGCCGAAACUCAACUACGUCGCGCCAUGCUACCACACGAUCUCCAUCAGUUGCCAUUGUUGGCUCUUCGAGAUACCUUCGACUACAGCCAGCCGAACAAGGCGACAUCGCUAUCGUCCACUCUGGCGCUCAUGAGGUCGAUCAAGCAAUAAACCAUGACGAUGUUCACGACGACACUUUGGGUGAGAUCAUCAUGGCCGUCGAUAUGACUCCUCGCGGCACAAUAGGGUGUUGCUACUAUAUUGCCCAAGAGGAGAGGCUUUACUUCAUGGAGGACGUACAGCUUGGCGACAUCAACGUUAUUGACACUCUGAAGGGCUUCGUUGAUCCAACAGUCAUCCUUAUUUCAUCAAAAGUCGACGAUACAGUAAUUGAUCACUUAGAUCCUGAGGCCAAGAGUGACGAGUCGGUCAGUGGCAACAAAGAUCAGUUUCGACUUCCCUUUCUGUUAGACGUUCGUCCUCCAAAUGAAUUCUACUAUGACACAGCAAAGAACAAACUCAUGACCUUGGUGUUGGGUGAGGAGGGAGGUUCCCGAGUGAGCUUCAAUGUGCCAGGUGAUCAUCUCGGCGGACAUGAUGUUGAAAGUGCAACCGGACAGCAAGGCCACUUACUUCGACUUGCAGGUUGGGUUGACAUGGAAAGCUGUAUAACAGUUGGGUGCACUGGGGCACUUCUUUCGUAUCUACAACGAAGACGUGCCGCAGCAUUCUUACCAGGCGACGAAGCAGCACACAUGAUGUUUCGAGUCACAAAUCUCGAGAUGUUCAGCCUACGGGAUACCAUGUUCAUCAACGCAGAUACGCUGCAUUCGCUUGGAGUUAUUGAUGCUGAGGCGCAUCCGCAUUCGCACAACAGAGGACCAAGCGCCAGCUCCGGAGCGAAAGAAGGGCUUUCUGUAUAUGGGCUGUUCCAUCAUCUCGCAAAAACGCCACAAGGCAGAUUUCUGCUUCGUCAAUCUUUUCUACGCCCGAGUCUCAAUAUCGAUGUCAUCAACGAGCGGCUGGACGCUGUCAGUAUCCUUUCUUGCGCGGAAAACACGUCUGCUCUCGACGAUCUUGUACACAACAUGAAGAAUAUCGGCAAUAUGCGCGUGAUGAUGAUUAAUUUAAGAAAAGGUGUCGGUGGGUCCACGCCGGGGAGAAACGGUCUCUCGAAGAGCGUCUGGACCUCCGUCCGAGAGUUCGCUUUCCAUGCCCUCAAGAUCAAGGAUGCGCUGCAGAACGUUGUUUGCAGUGGUAACUUUACCAUACGGGUCAAGGUCUUUGAAAGAUUCGAAGGUUACCAUUUAGCUCAAGUUGGCCGAAAGAUCAGUGAGACCGUGGAUUUCGAAAAGUCAGGAGAGGAGCGACGAACGGUAAUUCUUCCUGGUGUUGACGAACAACUGGAUCACAUGAAAAGGACACUUGAUGGACUCGAGAGUAUACUUGACAAAGUCGCAAGUAAGCUUUCUGAGGGAACGACUGCCGACUUACGGGCAUCGUUGAACGUCAUAUACUUCCCGCAAAUUGGCUUUCUUGUCAUCGUACCACAGGACCCUACCACUGGAGCUGCGGUCUACAACGGUACUAUUGAUAACCCCUGGGAACUAAUGUUCUCUGCCGAAGGACAGGUGUAUUUCAAGACUGCUGAGGUGAGAGAAAUGGACACUCACUUCGGAGACGUAUACGGCAUCAUAUCAGAUCGUGAGAUUGAGAUCAGCCAUGGACUUGCGCAGUUUGUACUGCAGUACGAAGAGCUGUUUACGUCAUGCUCCGAUGUGUGCGGCGAGCUCGAUACCUUAAUGGCACUGGCACAGGGUGCAAAAAUGUAUAACCUCGUACGACCACACAUGAUACUUGAGAACUCCAUCCGGAUCGACAAGGGCCGUCACAUACUUCAGGAACGCACAAUAUCUUCUUUUGUUCCAAAUGACACGUUCGUCGCUGGUGGAGCAGGAGAUAACGGAUCUGAUGCAGACCAGCAACGUAGCUCCUCUAGCUAUUCGCACGGCAGUUCUGUGUCCAAUGAGGACGGACCAAGCAUGCUUGUGUUGACAGGACCGAAUUAUUCUGGAAAGAGCGUCUACCUGAAACAGGUGGCUCUGAUCAUCUUCAUGGCGCAUGUUGGGUCGUUCGUGCCUGCAGAACGCGCACAGAUCGGGCUCACUGACAAAAUCCUUUCCCGCGUUACCACACGUGAGACCGUCUCCCGCGUUCAGAGCGCAUUCAUGAUCGAUUUACAGCAAAUUUCACUCGCGUUAAACCUGGCGACCCGCAGAAGUCUUCUUAUUAUAGACGAGUUCGGAAAGGGAACAGAUGCCAGUGAUGGAGCAGGGUUAGCAUGUGCAGUCAUGGAGCAUCUCCUUAGCCUGGGCAGCGAGAGACCGAAAGUGAUUGGAGCGACUCAUUUCCACGAAAUUUUCGAGAUGGAACUGCUGAACCUGAGACCGGCACUUGCUUUCGGACAUCUCGAGGUGAAAGUCGAUGCCGAAAAAUCGCAAGUUGAUGAUCAGAUAACAUACCUUUACAACUUUCGCGAAGGAAGGAGCACCUCAAGCUUCGGCACAUCUUGCGCGGCCAUGAACGGAGUUCCUGGAGAGAUCGUCCGAAGGGCAGAAGAUUUGGUCCUUCUCUCAAUAAAAGGCGAGGACUUGGUAGCUGCUUGCUGUCAAAUGCCGGGAAACGAAGCCAGAGAACUCGAGGAAGCUGUGAGCAUGUUCAAACACUCUCAAACCCAGCUGACAUGAUCAGGAAAUGAUUGCACGGGACUUCCUGAAGGCCGACGUCUACAAGGACCCCAGAAAAACAUUGUCGGACAUUCUGGCAGUUUCAACAACCACGGACUUGCGUUCAUAGAAGGAGAUUUGGGGACACAAUGGUGCUCAUUGGCGGAUCGAUCGAUUAUGAAUCGUGCGGAGGUCGUAAGCUGCAGAUGUCAGCAUUAUGCUAUUGGCUCCGUAGAGCUUCAAAUUCAACAAGGUGUUUCAAGCUUCC
This is a messenger RNA of Boeremia exigua, 3052 nucleotides long. RefSeq names its product muts domain V-domain-containing protein. The transcript has 11 exons. Lineage: Eukaryota; Fungi; Ascomycota; Dothideomycetes; Pleosporales; Didymellaceae. Gene Ontology annotation, molecular function: ATP binding; ATP-dependent DNA damage sensor activity; mismatched DNA binding. The coding region runs from base 1 to 2805 and encodes 934 amino acids. Gene Ontology annotation, biological process: chiasma assembly; mismatch repair. The record is from RefSeq and is a predicted model, not a curated record. Gene Ontology annotation, cellular component: nucleus.